This is a messenger RNA of Phoenix dactylifera (date palm), 759 nucleotides long. NCBI's taxonomy places the organism in Eukaryota, Viridiplantae, Streptophyta, Magnoliopsida, Arecales, Arecaceae. The record is from RefSeq and is a predicted model, not a curated record.
AUGAUGAACGGUAGAGGUGGGGUAGGAGGAGGCGGGGGUGGAGGAGGUCCGGUCAAGGGGCUGGGAGAGGUGCUGUCGCUGCCGAUCCUCCUGGCGGAGCGGGUGGCGAAGGCGGUGGACGAGGCGGAGUCGUUCAGGUCGGAGUGCGCGGAGGUGGGUAGGCUGGCGGAGCAGGUGGCCACCAUGUUCCGCUCCGCCGCCCGCCGCGCCGCCGCCUACGAUCGCCCCGUCCGCCGCGUCCUCGCCGAGGCCUCCAAGUCCCUCGAGCGCGCCCUCGCCCUCGUCCGCCGCUGCAAGCGCUCCGGCGUCCUCCGCCGCGUCGUCACCAUCACCACUGGUUCCGCCGACUUCCGCAAGACCCUCGCCCUCCUCGACGCCUCCCUUGCCGACCUCCGCUGGCUCAUCUCUAUCUACUCCCCCGACGACGACUCCGGCGCCGUCAUCAGCCUGCCCCCCAUCGCCAGCACCGACCCUAUCCUCUCCUGGGUCUGGAGCUACCUCCCCACCAUCCACUCCGCAGCCCACCACCCCGCCGACCGCGCCGAGGCCGCCCAGGCCCUCGCCAACCUCGCCCUCGACAACGACCGCAACAAGAAGAUCAUCCUCGAGGAGGGCGGCGCGCCGCUGCUCCUCGCCCUCCUCCGCGACGGGCCCUCCAUCGACGCCCAGAUCGCCGCCGCCGCCGCCCUCGCGAGCCUCGCCUCCGCCCCUGAGCACGUUGCCGUGCUCCUCCGUGAGCUCGCCAUCCCACCGUCGUAA